Molecule: messenger RNA, 3993 nt
Organism: Carassius gibelio (silver crucian carp)
Lineage: Eukaryota; Metazoa; Chordata; Actinopteri; Cypriniformes; Cyprinidae
Gene: gabra2a
Product: gamma-aminobutyric acid type A receptor subunit alpha2a
Exons: 7
Coding region: 1550-2692 (380 amino acids)
Biological process (GO): monoatomic ion transmembrane transport; synaptic transmission, GABAergic; gamma-aminobutyric acid signaling pathway
Cellular component (GO): postsynapse; GABA-A receptor complex; neuron projection
Molecular function (GO): inhibitory extracellular ligand-gated monoatomic ion channel activity; benzodiazepine receptor activity; GABA-A receptor activity
Source: RefSeq, a predicted model, not a curated record
UCUGAAAUAAACGCCCACUGCUAUGAUUGCUAACAGUUGUGAAAACGUUUGACAGUACAUCCUUUAUAGAUGAACGCUGCUGUCAUUUAGGUCAAAAUCACAUAAAUACUUAUAUCGAAUCAUCUGUAAGAAGAGACAAAGCAAUAGUGACCAUGUAAUAAAAUCAGUGACAUUAAUGUCGGAACCAAUAUAUUUGGCAUAUCUUUUAGUUUUACUCUUUCAGAACAUCCUGUGUUGAAUUGUGCCUUGUUUGUAAACGAAUCCAGGGUAAAAUUAAAGAAAAAUUAAGUGACAAGAAACCAGUGGUACUGAUACAUAAAAAUGGACUUUGGCGUGCAUAUUAUACUGUAUAUGCAUAUAAUACGCAGUUUUCGGGUGCAUAUGAUAAGAAAUUUGUUGAUGUGUAUAUAAUACGCAGUUUUCACUUGGAUAUGAUACAAAAUUUGAGGACGUGAAUAUAAUACGCAGUUUACGCAUGCGUAUGAUAAGAAAUUUGUUGACGUGCAUUAUCAAUUUUUGCAUAUCAAUACUGCAAUAUUUUUUAUUAAUUUGCCGUACUUAAUUUGCCAUAAUUUAUUUUCAUGAGAUCGGGUUGGUUUAUCCAUACUAUUACGUCAUAUAGUGACACAUUCCACAACCUGUCAUUCUGGAAGACUGGCUUCAGUAUAAGCUCAUUUUAGACCAAUGAGAAAAUUUUGAACUCUAAAUCAUACAUAAUGUUUUUAUAGCACAAUGACCUCUUAUAUAUCAAAAGACCAAGAGAAUUAAGAUUUCUCAGUUCAUGACCCCUUUAAAGAAUUUAUAAUAUUGCUGUAACUGAUCCUGAUAUGGUCAAAGAUAUACUAAAUCUUCAGUAUUAAAUCUAGUGUUGUUUCACAUAAAUCUUGCUAUUUGCCCUCUUCCUUUUGAAUGAUCAGUCUAGUUUUCCACAAUUUCAUGUUCCUUUGAACAUUAAAAUGCCUUAAAAUAGACAUAUACUAUGGAGGAUCACAAAAGCAGGUUAUUUUUAUCUGUCUUACUGUGCCACUCCCUUCAGGCGUGUGGUUUUGAUAUGACAGAAUGGAAAGUGACAAGAAUUGUCUUUUUGCUUGAGGAGUUCUCCUGCAUAAUGGAGGGUAAUGUUGCAAGACGUUAGCAAGAAUAUCAAAUAACCAGGCAAGCUUUCCUCAAAGUUUGUCCGAGAUGAAGGUUUUAGAUUUUAUAAUAGUACUGGAAUUAACUUAGUAUGGACCCAUAAUAGGUUUGUUCCAUUCCGUAUGAUUGACAUUGUGAAAGUUGAUGCAGGAUGGAUGGAAGAAUGAGAAGGAAAUGAAGCAUUACAGAUGGGGUCUGUGAUUGCUGGGAAGCCCUGGCACUCCAGUGACAGCAUGUACUGUCACACAAUAUUAUCUCUCCUGUAUGAGUGUGUGGAAGUGAAUAAGUAUUAUCGCUUACGUACAUAACAUUGUGUUUUCUGUCUCUGUGCUGCCAUGGAAACUGGAUGCCCGCCUUCACCCCGGGGGUCGGUGCAUGGCAGCGCAGUGCCCGAGGGAUUGGGAUAUAAUCAGUGAUGUGGAGCGCUUCUGACACUUUGCCACUUUCUAGUACUAUAGAAUACACAGUGGAUGUGUUUUUCCGUCAGCGCUGGACAGACGAGCGGCUGAAGUUUAACGGGCCAAUGAACAUCCUGCGUCUCAACAACCUGAUGGCCAGUAAAAUCUGGACUCCAGACACUUUCUUUCACAACGGCAAGAAAUCUGUGGCUCACAACAUGACCAUGCCCAACAAACUACUGCGGAUUAUGGAGAAUGGCACUCUACUGUACACCAUGAGGUUGACAGUGCAAGCAGAAUGCCCGAUGCAUCUUGAGGACUUUCCAAUGGACUUCCAUUCCUGUCCACUUAAAUUUGGCAGCUAUGCUUACACUCUGACAGAGGUGACGUAUGUUUGGACACGUGAUGCCACCCUAUCGGUGGAAGUAGCUCCAGAUGGUUCUAGACUUAACCAGUAUGACUUAACAGGACAGACUGUUGGCAAGGAAACCAUCAAGUCAAGUACUGGUGAAUAUACAGUGAUGACUGCCCAUUUCCAUCUGAAGAGGAAGAUUGGGUACUUUGUGAUUCAGACGUACCUGCCUUGCAUAAUGACUGUCAUCUUAUCCCAAGUCUCUUUUUGGCUCAAUCGAGAGUCUGUCCCAGCACGCACUGUUUUUGGUGUAACUACAGUGCUAACGAUGACCACUCUGAGUAUCAGCGCUCGAAACUCUUUACCAAAGGUGGCCUACGCCACAGCCAUGGACUGGUUCAUCGCUGUGUGCUAUGCAUUUGUUUUCUCUGCUCUCAUCGAGUUUGCCACUGUAAACUACUUCACCAAGCGCGGCUGGGCCUGGGAUGGCAAGAGCAUUGUCAAUGAUAAGAAAAAGGAGAUGUCCGUUAUCAAAAAGAAUAAUGCAUAUGCAGUCGCCGUGGCAAACUACGCGCCCCACAUUGCAAAGGACUCUGCUCUGCCCACAGUCUCAAAGAGCGCCACAGCGGAGCCCAGUAAAGCUCUGCCAGUGGCUAAAGAAGCACUGAAGACCUUCAACAGCGUCAGCAAGAUUGACCGUAUGUCUCGCAUAAUCUUUCCAGUGCUUUUUGGCAGUUUUAACCUGGUUUAUUGGGCCACGUAUCUCAACAGAGAGCCUGGUGGUAAGAACAUGGUGCCCUCCAAGUAAGCCAUUAGCUAUUGCACAUACAAUCAUUCCUCUACUACUAAAUUAUAAUAGCAGAUUUUGUACAAAUUCUUUAGUGUACCUUUGACGUAUAUGUGAUAUGAACGCUUUUUACAGCCUCCUUACAAUCUUACCACUGCCAGGAAAAUGUGAAGAGUUUCUUAUCAUACUUUACCGGGACAAAUUAACUUAUUUCAACAGUUUUAUUUUUGUACGUCGUUGUGUGAUUUCUGAGUAUUUAACUGAUUUUUUCCUUGCCUUUUUAUGCAGUGUUUACUGUCAUUUUCAUACAGACCUCUGUUUUUUAUUUAACUACAUUUGUGUAUUAUAUAUUUAUAAAAUAUCAGCCUCCUUUGGUUAAUGUCAGUGUUUUGGGUAAAUUAUGAAUUAAGCUCACAGGUGUUGUGCAUUAACGACAUUAUACUGUUUAAAAUGAAAGCGCAUACAUACUAAAUGUGAUAGCUGUGUUGUUUUGUUAUAACUGCACUACAGUAUCUGUAAGACAGAUCACUGCACCUUUAUAUUGACUGAUGUAGCAUUUCAAGUCAAAUUAAAUAUGGCACUUUACUUUCUGAUUGCAUAUAAGCUUUCACGCACAUCACGCAGCUGUGCAUAUAAUUCUCAUUCGUAAGCAAUGCCCCAUUAAUGAAAGUAUACACCCACACAUGGUUUAAAGGUAAAUGAUUCAAUGAGUUUGUUUGAAGCACCACAGUGCUUUGCAUUGUUGUAGACACUUUGAUCCAUGAGCACAGUCUCAAGUGGAAUUAGCACUGCAUCUAAACCACUGCUGUUUCUUUGGUUCACAGUGAAUGAAAAUGCUGCUGAGAUUUUCCCACAUAGUUUGGGCAGAUUUACGUUUCAAAUUUGCUUGUGUUGAAGUGAGAGCAAUAUGUCGGUGUUCUGUAUGUUACUCAAACAGUGAUGCUUCUAAGGUCCAGGCCACUGAUACUCACAUUAGCUUAAUGUUGCAACAGUGAUAUGAUGUUGUUUAUAUGGGAUUUUCAAGAUAUGUCUAUUGUAGCUUCAUGAUUAAUGCAGAUAAUGGUUGUAAUGGGCUUCUCAGUAUGAUAUAUUCGCCUAAUGAUGCUAUGAAAAUGGGAAUCAAAAUGUACUGUUCGCUCAAUAUAUCAUUUGUCAAACAUUUUCAGAGUUUUCAUUACUAACAUCAACAAUCCCGACAAGUGUAAUGAACUACUGUGGGCUUACUUUUAACAGCUUUUCAAUUUGCCAUAUUGUUCUCAGUUUUCUGCCUGGGCAAAGAGACAGCUCCCCUGUUGACUGAAAUAAAGUGUUGUCAAAUCCAA